This is a messenger RNA of Sebastes umbrosus (honeycomb rockfish), 1700 nucleotides long. It is a transcript of the gene cgrrf1, whose product is annotated as cell growth regulator with ring finger domain 1. The record is from RefSeq and is a predicted model, not a curated record. Gene Ontology annotation, biological process: negative regulation of cell growth. Lineage: Eukaryota; Metazoa; Chordata; Actinopteri; Perciformes; Sebastidae.
CAACAUCCACAAUGACGUCCUCCCGUCAGACUAGCGUCAGACUAGCGGAUGGACCAGAUGGUAACAUCUGGAUGCUCCAGUGUUCCCAUCCCGACAUCAUGUCUUACCGCCACCGUAGUUGUGUCAGAGGACUUCCGGUCAUGGCCGCCAUGGGAAGUGUUUACCAUCGGAGGAUUGUCUAGUAGCUCUGUUUCUCCAUGAUCUGACAUGGCAGCGGUGUUCCUGGUCACCCUGUAUGAGUACUCCCCUCUGUUCUACAUCAGCGUGGUGUCUCUGUGUUUCCUUGUUACCGCCGCCAUGGUGCUGGGCUGGUUUGGCUUCGAUGUCCCAGUGAUCCUUCGCAGCUCUGAUGAGACAGAGUCUCUCCUACCAACCCCUGAGAAGCACAUGGUUCAGAUGACCAACCCUUUCACCCUGGAGAUGAGAUCUGGGCCGGCAUAUGUCACUGACGGUGUGUCAGUGAGGCCUUGCUGUCUGGAGCCCUGUGUCCUGAGCUGUUUCUGGGGCUGUGAGGUCCGUGGCCUGCAGGGAGCGCUGCAGGCCCAUCAGCACGGCCCGAGGCUCAGCACACCCCGAUGUUUCCAGGAGGCCCUACACUUCCGCUACCACCACUGCCAAAGCUUCCAUAUUCCCAGUGAAGACAGAGUGGAAUGCCACACACAGAUUCCUGCUGACCGGGGGAUCACACAUUUUGGGCCAUUGCCAAGGGAACACUACCCUCUAGUGGCUGUGCUGACGCUGGCAGAGCCAGAAGCCAGAGACACGUACGACAUCGUGGCCAGUGUGACAGUGAUUCAUGUUCCUGAUGAGAAAUACCACCUUCCUGCACGGCUUCUCUUCCAGUACCUCCUCACCUCACAGGGGAACAUGUACGAGUUAAAGCCUCUCUUCAUGUCAGCUGACAGCGGGGGGGCGUCUGAGCCUCCUGACUCCGAGCAGAGUAGCCGACCCGGUGGAGCCGAGGAGGAGGAGGAGGAGCAGGAAGAGGAGGCGGGCCCGGUGGAGCCGGAGGAGGACUGGUCCGAGGGGGGGGGCAGAGACUGUGUGGUGUGUCAGAACGCAGCAGUGAACCAGGUGUUGUUGCCCUGCAGACACGCCUGUGUGUGUGACGGCUGCGUGUCACACUUCCAACACUGUCCCAUCUGCAGGGCCUUCGUCCAGGAGUCCUUCACCCUACACAGGGACCAGGACCAGGACCAGGACCAGGACCGGCUGCACAACACUGACUCCAUGCUGAACCAGAUAAUAUGCAUCAUUGUCCAUGAUGCCCCUGGGUCUGAUCAACCAUUAGUCAGAGAGAAAUCAAUGCAUCCAACCUAUAAAAAUACGAAGUUCCAGGGUAGCUGCCAGUCAUUUGAUGCUUAUGUAUAUAAUAAUAAUAUAAUUUAUAUUAUAUAUAUAUAUAAUAUAAUAAUAUAUAUUUAUAUAUAAUAGAAGUUGGGAGAUGUAACAUGAAAAUAAACAGUGAACUACAAACAACUACAAAAUGUCCUAGACAUAAGAGAAGUAACAGUCAUUCCUGUCCUGUGACUCUGUGACAUGAAAUGAACAGAGAAAUAUCACCAAGCAACCAACCACCAACCAAGCAAGCAACCAUCCAACCAACCAACCAACCAGCCAACCAACCAACCACCCAACCACCCAACCACCCAACCAACCAACCAACCAACCACCCACCCAACCAACCAACCAACCAACCA